AUGACUGGAGUUUUAUUGAAUAGAACUGUGUAUGUGUGUGUGUUUUGACUGCCUGUACUUCCUCGCAGUUCGGCUGCAGUCUAGCUAGUGUUGAAAGCCGGCCAGGGUUGAACCGACAGAGAUACAGCAAAGAAGUCAAUAUACUGCAUUCAAACUAGAUUUCAAGUGCAUCAGACAAGCCAGCUCUCAAUCAAUAGAGGUUGUGUUGACAAUCCAAUUACCUCUCAGUUUUUAACGAAGACACAGCAGAACACUUGCCCAUAAACCAUGGAUAUGGAUGAGUUUGAACGUCGCAGGGAGGAACGCAGAAAAAAGCGUGAGGAAAUGCGCCGUGAGGUGGAAAGAAUGACCAGUCAGAGGACAGAUGAUGAUGAAGAAGAACUUGCUAAAGAACGACGUCGUAAAGCUCGUCAGGAGCGACUGCGGGAAUCAGCACUCAGCCAGGACACUCUGGAAUUCAAUUCCCAGAACAGUGCAAUGGAUGAAGAAACCAAAGUUUCGAGAACUCAAACUCUGAUGGAUGAAGAUAAUGAUAUUGCAGAGCGGCUGCAGAAACGAGAGGAACGACGCCAGAAACGUCUUCAAGAAGCCAUGGAGCGUCAGCGGGAAUUUGAUCUCCCAGCGAAAGAGGAAAGCCAAGACAUUUCAAAGGAAAUCCGAAGAAAUGAGAGGGAGGUGGAGGAGAACAAUCAGUGGAACAAAUGGCGGCAAGAGCCAGAACCGGAGCCUGAACCAGAAAUGGAACCGGAACCUGAACCUGAACCUGAACCAGAACCUGAGCCAGAAAUAGAACCGGAACCAGAACCGGAACCUGAGCCAGAAAUAGAACUGGAACCGGAACCGGAACCAGAACCAGAAGAGGUGAUGAUAGUGAAACAGGAGAUUGAAAAGCCAUACCAAAUUGAAAAGAAAAGUGAGAUAUGGAAGGAAGAAAUUGUUGAGACGAAAAUAUCCAAAUCGGGCCCAGAGAACGGGGAGGCUCUUCAUGAGGAGAUCACACAGAAACAUACAAAAAUGGAAAGAGCAAUAAGCCGCUCCGAGUCCAAGCUGAGCCAAGAAGCAGAAGAAGCAGCAGCCAAGCUGGAGGCAGAGAGGAAGCUGGAAGAGUUGAAACGUCGUCAGGAUGUGAAGGAGAGCGAAGAGUUUGAAAAGAUGAAGCAGAAGCAGCAGGAGGCUGUGGUGGAGCUGGAGGAGCUGAAGAAGAAACGAGAAGGGCGCAGGAAGGUACGAGAAGAGGAAGAGCAAAAGCGACAGCAGGAUGAGGCCGAGAGAAAAGCAAGGGAAGAGGAGGAGAAGAGAAAACUGAAGGAAGAUAUCGAGAGACGAAGGGCAGAGGCAGCAGAGAAACGGCAAAAACCGGAGGAUAUUGAAACAUCCAACGAUAAGGAACCAUUUAAGUGUGUGAGCCCCCGUGGUUCCUCCCUAAAAAUUGGAGAAAGGGCAGACUUCUUGAAUCGAUCAGCAAAGAAGAGCUCUACCACCAAAACAUCACGUCCUGUACUGGGUGUCUCCAAGAUUGACAGUAAAUUGGAGCAGUAUACAAGUGCAAUUGAGGGUGCCAAAGCUGCAAAAGGAGGCAAGACAUUAGCUUCUGAUCUCCCACUGACAGCUGAAGGAGUGCGGAACAUAAAGAGUAUGUGGGAAACUGGUGAUGUCUACAGCUCUGCUUCCCCACCUAAUAAGGGCACACCGAACAAGGAGGUAGCGGGUCUGAAAGUUGGCGUUGCCGGUCGUAUCAACCAGUGGCUCACCAAAACUCCUGAAACAAACAAAUCACCUGCAGCUAAGCCCUCAGAUGUGAAGCCGGGAGACGUAUCAAGCAAACGGAACUUGUGGGAGAAUAAGACUGAUUCUUCCAAUGGAAAAGCAGCCACCCCAUCUAAGAUUACAUCUGGAAGUAAGUACAAGUCAGGCUCAGCUGGGGAUCACUACAGUUACACUAAUGGGAUGGCACAUUAUGAAAAUGAACCCUAAAGAAAUCAGCACAGAAUUCUGUCCAAAUGGUUCUGAGAUGCCUAGAUGAGCUUUUUUAAAAUAUUUAUAUAUUAUUUUAUUAAGGAAUUGGUUCACAUUAUCCCAGUCAAAGCCAUGUGUAUUAGCACUGUAUUACAAAUCCACACAUUAGCAAUUGAUCUUCACAGGUAUAACACCUUUGUACAGAUCAUUGAAACCCUUAUUUUGAAAGAGAAAUGUGCUGUUAAUUUGAAAAUUUAGAGUAUUGAUACAACAUCUACUUUAGAAUAAAAUUAAAUCUAGAAAAUUGAACAUUCUGAUCAUGAAUUCAUUGAUAAGUUAAAUGAGUAAAACCAAUGAGAUUUUGAAUUAGACUUUCUACUCACUUUAAAAUGUUCUGCCUGAUGUCACGUUUUUUACAUUUUUGUUAAAUAUGUUUAAAUGGGUUUAAGAUUUGAUUUGUAAUAUUGGUACUGAUUAUUGAUUGUUUCAUUUUGUUCCGAAUGGAGAAAAUGGAGCAAUAGUGGUUUAUCACAAAUAACAUUCACAUCUUCUAGCUUUGUAGUUUAAUUAAAGAUAGAAUGCUUUUAAUUAGCUUGAAAUGCUGGAUCAUUUAUUCAGUAAUAAACCAGAUAGCAGCCUACAGCACAGUUUUUUUUAAGAAAAAUUCACACUUCUCACAAAAGUUAUUUCCAACAUAACUGGCCUUAGAUGUUCAAAGUGAGUACUCAAGAGACAAAAAAAACUGAAUCUGCCUCAAAAUUAUAUUAAGAAAAACUCAAUAUAUUUUAACAAGUGAGUGAAUGAGUGUAUGUGUUGAUGUGUGUGUCUGCGAUGAAAUAGGACAAUGAAUAGAUGUGGUAUUAGGAGAUUUAAAAGGGGUUAUGAGUUCUCUGAAACACUGAACUUCCACUAUGCAUGUCACAGGAGCUGUACCACAUAACUUUAGAUGUAUCACACUUUUAUUCAUAUCUUAACCUGCAUACAUGGCGAAUACACAAGAAUUCAAAGUCCUGAUUUGUUGAAAGAAAUUGAAAGUUUUAAUAGAUGUUUCUUCAACAUAGUUUAAUUUUGAGUCUGAAUAGGAAAAGAGGCUUUUUAUCACUUCUUGUGUAUGUUUGUCAUCUCUGCGUGAAGUUAAAUAAAGGUGGAGAAAUUGACCCAAAGAUGUGCUACGACAGCUUUGCUUCAAAACAUUAACCAUUUUGUACUUCUUUUCGGUUUACGUAUAACAUGAAAUGCAAAUGCACUCAGUUAUUGUCUGGAAGUAAAACUAUGCAACUUUUAUCUUAAAUUGCCUGCUUUCUGCCAUUUUGUGAACACCACAAAUAGUUAAAGAGUUUGAGGCAACUGCAUUUUCCAUUACAAUGUUUAAAACAAUGUAUUAUGAACAUGGCAAUUCACAAUAAACAGAUUAUUUCUAUAAA
Stegostoma tigrinum is the source of this 3380-nucleotide messenger RNA. Its product is annotated as non-muscle caldesmon-like. The record is from RefSeq and is a predicted model, not a curated record. The coding region runs from base 268 to 1974 and encodes 568 amino acids. NCBI's taxonomy places the organism in Eukaryota, Metazoa, Chordata, Chondrichthyes, Orectolobiformes, Stegostomatidae. Gene Ontology annotation, molecular function: actin binding; calmodulin binding; myosin binding. Gene Ontology annotation, biological process: muscle contraction; angiogenesis; actin filament bundle assembly. The transcript has 15 exons. Gene Ontology annotation, cellular component: actin cytoskeleton.